Panonychus citri (citrus red mite) is the source of this 6375-nucleotide messenger RNA. It is a transcript of the gene CPSF1, whose product is annotated as cleavage and polyadenylation specificity factor subunit 1-like. Gene Ontology annotation, cellular component: mRNA cleavage and polyadenylation specificity factor complex; nucleus. Bases 146 to 5809 code for a protein of 1887 amino acids. The transcript has 3 exons. The record is from RefSeq and is a predicted model, not a curated record. NCBI's taxonomy places the organism in Eukaryota, Metazoa, Arthropoda, Arachnida, Trombidiformes, Tetranychidae. Gene Ontology annotation, molecular function: protein binding; nucleic acid binding.
UUUUCUCAUGUGAAUAAUUUUUGUUUUGUUUUCUAAUUAAUUAACCGAUCAUUUAUUAAAAGUAUUUAAAUUAAAUAAUUGGAUAUUUUUUAUUCACCACCGUCUCAAGCUGUUUAUUUUUCCGUUGUGUGUGUGUGUAUACUAAAUGUAUACCCUUGUCAAAGAGAUUCACAGUUCAACUACGGUUGAACAUUGUAUAUAUUGUCAUUUCUUUAAUUUGAGUGAGAAAAAUUUAGUUAUCGCUUCUUUUAACCAAUUAAAGGUUUACCGGCUUAUUGGUGAGGAUACAAAUGAAAAUGGAUCUACCUUAGACACUAAUCAAUCAACAAACAUUAAUGGAAAUGGUUUACCUACAACAUCAUCAACAUCAAUUAGUACAACUUUAAACGCUUCCAAUGAGCCAACUAUAACCGGCAUUGAAAGCGGUGAUAAAACCAAUAAUAGUAACAUUAAUGGUGGUGAUAAUUUAAAUAAUAAAGUUAAAUUAGAAUGUUUGAAAACCAUUCCAUUGUAUAGUGAAGUAUGUUGUCUGAAAAGUAUUAAAUUAAUUGGUUCUAAACGUGAUUCACUUUUGAUAGCGUUUGCAGAUGCUAAAUUGGCUUUGGUUGAAUAUGAUCCAGCAGAUCAUGAUCUUAAGACUCUUUCAUUACAUUAUUUCGAAGAUGAAGACAUUAAAGGAGGUAGAACUCAAUAUCCACGAGCUCCUGUUAUUCGUGUUGAUCCUGAGGGAAGAUGUGCUGCUAUGUUAAUCUAUGGGCGAACAAUAGUUAUCAUACCAUUUAGAAAAGAUUUAGGUUCCAUUGAAGAAACUGAGACAACUACUGUUCCUGGAAUUGGUAAGGAAAAUAGUAGUAAUAAUAUUCCUGGUCCUGGAACAUCAUCUUCUCAACAAUCUCAAGUUACACCAAAUAAAUCAUUUGGUUUAGGAAAAAGUAGAACCUCUUCAAGUUCAUUAGAUGGUGGUGAUAAUACUAAUCAAGCCAAAUAUCCUGUGAUGGCUUCUUAUAAAUUAAAUCUUAAUGAUAAACAAUAUGCAGAGGAAAAGAUUCACAAUAUAACAGAUUUUCAAUUUCUAAAUGGUUAUUAUGAGCCAACAUUAUUCAUUCUUCAUGAACCUGUUCGUACUUGGGCUGGUCGAGUUGCAGUUCGUCGUGAUACCUGUUCAAUGGUCACCCUAUCAUUAAAUGUCCACCAAAGAGUUCACCCAGUAAUAUGGUCAACUAGUCAUUUGCCUUUUGAUUGUUUUGCUGCCCUACCGGUACCCAAACCUGUGGGUGGUGUAAUUAUUUUUGCUGUUAAUUCAUUAAUAUAUCUUAAUCAAAGUGUACCCCCUUAUGCUGUUUCUCUUAAUAGUUUUGCUGAUUCAACAACCGCUUUCACUAAGACAGUACAAAAGGGUGUUAAAUUAUCCCUUGAUUGUUCAAAAGCAACAUUUGUUAGCAAUGAUAAGCUUGUAUUAAGUUUGAAAGGCGGUGAACUUUAUGUGGUCACUUUAUUUAGUGACGGGAUGAGGUCCAUUCGAGCAUUUCAUUUUGAUAAAUCAGCUUCAAGUGUUAUAUCAAGUUGUAUGACUAUUUGUGAGGAGGGUUACCUUUUUUUAGGUUCUCGAUUAGGAAAUUCCUUGCUUCUCAAAUAUACUGAGAAAAUUGUCGAAAGUCGACCUAAGACGGCAAAAAAUAUUCCCAAUUCGUCGGCCAAUGAAGAUGAUCCUAUGAUGUGUGCUAGUUCACCGGUACCUGAGGUUUUAGGAGAAGAGGUUGACCCAGCAAAUGAACCGACUCUUUCACAGCCGAUAAAUAAUAAUAAUAAUAAUAGUUCAACAACAACAAAUAUCAAUGAAUCAAAUGAAGCUGAUUUUCUGAUGGAUUUUAUGGAUGAAGAAGAUGACAAAUCAAUUGUCACCUCAACCUGUGAACCUGCCAAUCAAUUGACCCAAGAAUCUGAUAAUAUGGACUCGGAAGAUGUUAAACCGUCCAAGGAAUUGCUGGAUCAAUCAUCAUCAUCAUCAUCACCUUUGGAAGAUAAUAUUGAGAUGGUGAAAGUGAAAGAGGAAAAAAUUGAUUCAGAAUUAACAGCAACCAAUGUUAAUAUUAUUAAUGAUUCUGUUUCUGUUUCUGUUUCUAAUCCUGAAAUUAAAGAUGAAUCAACUUGUAAUGAAGAUCAUCCUACCAAUGGUAUUCCGGAUUUUGAUGAUCCAUCUAAUGAUCAGUCAAAUGAUUCAAAUGAUUCUCCCAACUCUCCUGAUAGUCAUAGACGUAGUCCCGUUAAUCAAUUGCACAACGAAAGUACGGUAGACUCAUUGUUCAAUAACAAUUUGGAUAAUAGUAAUUUGGACAAUAAUACAAUGGAUAAUAGUAAUCUUUAUGGUCCAUCAGAAAGUCAAUCAAAUUAUGUUAAUGAAAAUGAUCAUCAAAUGACAGAUUUAGAUGAAUCUGAACAUCCGAUAAAUGAUUUUGAUGAAACGGUAAACGACAAACCAGAUGACAUUGGCGAUUGGGCUGCUGGAGAUGUCGCCCUGAUGAAAGAUCCAGAUGAACUUGAGGUCUAUGGUCCUGAAGAUGAUGACGAAGAACAACUGACCACAAGUUUCUCCUUCGAACUGUGUGACUCUCUAAUCAACAUUGGACCAUGUGGCCGAACUUGUAUGGGUGAACCAGCCUUUCUACCUGAAGAAUUUUCUCAAAAUUCAGCCGAUCCACAAGUGGAACUUGUUACCACUUCAGGUUAUGGUAAAAACGGUGCUCUUUGUGUCCUUCAACGAACAAUUCGACCUCAACUAGUGACAACAUUUGGUUUACCAAAAUGUAUCGAUAUGUGGACAGUUCACAGUCCAUCAUUAGGUGGAACAGUUAAUGAUCUCUAUAACGGAUACCAAGAUGGCGAUGAAAAAACUUCAUCCAAUUUUCAUUCCUUCCUAAUUCUUACCCGACCUGAUACAACUAUGAUACUUAAAACGGGCGCUGACAUCAAUGAAUUAGACCAUAGUGAUGUUUCAAGUCAAACUCCGACCAUUUUUGCCGGUAAUCUUGCCAAUGGUAAAUACAUCCUACAAGUUUCACCGAUGGCAGUUCGUCUUCUUGAAGGAACCCGACAAAUUCAACAUUUACCAUUAAAUCUUGGCUCACCAAUUGUUUUCUGUUCACUGGUUGACCCUUAUGCCAUCAUUUUGACCCAACACGGAGCUAUGGCACUUCUAACUCUACGAAUUGAUCCCGAAACAUCAAAUUGUCGGCUUGCAGCUUCACUUGUUUCUCUUACACCGAACAAGGCCAAAGUUUCCACCCUGUGUAUCUACAAAGAUGUUAGUGGCAAAUUUACUACUCACUCAAGUGAUACAAGUACCAACGAAAAUCAAUCUCAUGAUAAUUCAUCGAAAUCAGCUGAUGGUAAAGAAAAUGGUUUUGGAUCAUCAGAAUCUUCACAAGUUCCUUUAAUUGCCUCAACCAUUGAUGAUGAAGAUGAACUUUUGUAUGGAACUUCGAGCAUUGAAAUGAUUACAAAUCUUCCCGAUGUUGCACCAAGUGGAACGAAUUCCGUUACAAAUGAACCUUCGAUUUCAAGUCAACAAAAUACUGAACAACUAAUUUCUCCUAAAGUGAUUCCCAAACAGCCCGAAUACGAACCAACUUAUUGGUUAUUCACAAUUCGUGAGAACGGUGUUCUUGAGAUAUUUCGUAUACCUGAUGCCACUUCUGUUUUCUAUGUGAAAACCUUUCCAAUGGGAUGUAAAAUUUUAUCGGACAUGAUUCCAGGCGAUGAGGUGAAUCGAUCAGAUUCUGGUCUGUUACCCGUUGCUCGAGAAAUCUUGGUCACCGGAAUGGGUGUUUCUUGUUCUCGUCCCAUUAUGUUUGCCCGUUUUGAUUAUGAAAUUUUUAUCUAUGAAAUGUUUCCCUAUCACGAUGCUCAAACUCCAGGUCAUCUCCAGAUUCGCUGGAGGCGGAAAGAAAGAACGUUAAUUGUCCGUGAACCUCGUCUAAUUCGAACAACGGUAACACCGCCAGUUAACACUCGUGGUAAUGUUAACCAAUCAUCUUCCUCUCAAAGUACAACCGCUCAAAAUUCAAAUGAUUCGCCAUCAUCUCCAAACAUUUUGAACUUUGAGAAAAUGCACCAAAAAUGGUUCCGUCCUUUUAACGAUGUUUCCGGUUAUUCGGGAGUCUUUAUUUGUGGACCUUUUCCUCAUUGGUGUUUUAUGACCUCUCGAGGUGAACUUCGUAUCCAUGAAAUGAACAUCGAUGGUCCAGUCAUCUCUUUUGCACCCUUCCAUAAUGUCAAUUGUCCCAAAGGUUUUCUCUAUAUAAAUGCCAAAAGUGAACUUCGAAUCGCCGUUCUACCAACUCAUGUUACCUAUGAUGCACCUUGGCCUGUUCGAAAGGUUCCUCUUCGAUGUACAAUCGAUUUUGUCAACUAUCAUGUAGACUCUAAAUGUUAUUGUGUUACCACCUCGACCCAGGAACCUUAUAAUCGGGUUGUUCGCGUUGGCGGAGAGGAAAAAGAUUACGAUGUUCUUGAACGCGAUUCGAGGUACAUUUGGCCAACUAUGAAUCGAUUUCAUAUUCAAUUGUUUUCACCUGUUUCAUGGGAAAUGAUUCCUGGAACUAAAAUAACUCUCGAUGAAUGGGAACACGUUACAUGUAUGAAAAAUGUAAUGCUCAGUUCAGAAGGAACGGAAAGUGGCCUUAAGGGUUAUAUCGCCGCUGGUACAAACUUUUGCUACGGUGAAGAUGUUACCAAUCGUGGGCAAAUAUGGAUUCUUGAUAUAAUCGAUGUUGUCCCCGAAUUGGGUCAACCCUUGACUCGAAGUAAAAUCAAGGUUGUUUAUUGUAAAGAGCAGAAAGGUCCCGUCACCGCGAUCUGUCAAAUUCGUGGUUUACUUUUAAGUGCCGUGGGACAGAAAAUUUAUAUCUGGCAAUUAAAGGAAUCUCAGCUUGUUGGUGUUGCCUUUAUCGACACUCAGAUUUACAUCCAUCAAGCAGUUUCCAUGAAAAAUUUAAUCCUAAUCGCCGAUGUGUACAAAUCAAUUUCACUUCUUCGCUACCAAGAGGAUACCCGAACCUUGGCCUUGGCCAGUCGUGAUUGGAGAGCAUUUGAAGUUCACUCCUGUGAAUUUAUUGUUGACAAUAAUCAGCUGUGUUUCAUGGUCGCCGAUGGGGAUAAAAAUCUGCUCGUGUACAGUUACUCACCCGAAUCACGGGAAAGUGUCGGUGGAACUCGUUUAUUGCGUCGAGGUGAUUAUCACCUUGGCUCCCAUGUAAAUUGUUUUUUCCGUAUUCGUUGUAAAUAUCCAUCAAUCGUCACAUCUUAUUUCACUUUUGCAUCAUCUCUUUCACCCCAACAAUCAUCAUCAUCAUCUUCACAUUACAAAAAUACCUCUUCCAUUGCCUCAACCACUUCAACCUCAAUCACAACAACAAACAACAAAAACACCGAACCAGUUAUUGAUUUAAUCGAAGCCAAGAAAACAACUGAACGUCGUCAUGCCACCAUUUUCCCGACACUCGAUGGAACAAUUAACUUUAUGUUACCGGUAUCUGAGAAAAUAUAUCGUCGCCUAUUUAUGCUUCAAAACACCAUGAACGCUCAUGUCCAACACACCGCUGGGGUCAAUCCAAAAGGUGUUCAUAUGGUCAAAUUUUACAAGAAAUGUUUAGCUAAUCCUUGUAAGAAUGUAUUAGAUGGCGAUCUCCUUUAUCGUUUCCUUAACCUUUCAACUAUCGAAAAGGCGGAACUUUGUAGAAAGAUUAGUUCAACACCCGAUCAGAUAAUUGAUGAUCUAUCGGAAAUCGAUCUGAUAACCGGACAUUUUUAAGAUUGGAAGAUCCUAUCACCAGUUUAUCAGCAAUCAACUAAAUUACAGCUCAUUUACUUCGUGUAAAAACUGAUUACCUUUGUAAAAAUUAACUUUUUAUUCCAAUUUGAUGCUAUCGAUGUGGCUUGAUUUCUCUCUCUCUCUCUUUGUCAUUUUAAUUAACAAUUAGUAUGUUCAAUAUAUUUAGGAAAUUAUCAUCUUCACCUUAAACAUGUUUAAAAGCUGAUUUGUUUGUCACUCCUUAACUUUUCCUUCCCUUAAUUAUUUUCUUGUCACAAAAAUGAUAACAAUUAAGUAAACAAUCAUGAAACAAUUAACAAAAAUGAAUUAGUGAUCCAUAAAUUAUCAAUGAAACCGGAAAAACAAAUAAUUGUUAGAAAAACAGAAAAAAAAUUGAGAUCAAACCUAUUUAACUUUCUAAAUGAUGAACUAAAUUAAGUAUUGAAUAUAAACCAACAGAAACUUUAAUUGUAUUCGAGAUUUAAUUUUGAUUUUUAUUUUUUCUUUCAACAAAAAGUAAACAAUCUAAAUUCCCAUUUAAAAUAAACAAUCAAACGAAAACAGAA